AAUCUCUCCCUCCAUUUCCCGAGAGAAGAGCUGGCUUAGCUUACCAUCCCAAUUCGGCAAUUACCCAUCACCAUUCAGCGAGCAAUGCCCAUUAAUUAACUCUUUGGCUGCACAAAAUCCUAUCCUAUCGCUUAUCCAUCCCCAUUUUUGUCUCCACUUUUCUCUUCUACCCCCAAGCAGAUUUGUGGAAAGAUUGGUGGAAGAGCAAGGGUUUAAAUUUGAUUUUUUUUUCUUUUUUUCUGAAUACAUUUCGAAUUUAAUGGCCGCAGUGGCCGCUUGUAAACGCGUGGGUCAAAUUGGAACGACUUUGGGGAUGAUAGGAGGAGUUUCCAGAUUUAGAGGAUUUGUUACUCCGAUCGUUGUGUCCCCUCUUGAUACGGCGGCAUUUCCUUCCUCGGGGAUUCGAUUAUCAGCUUCUUCUGCUUCAUUUUCACGAUGCAGGCAGAUGUCUCAGCUCGUUAAAUCUAAUGGAAAGCGAUUGUUUCUCGUCGACACCUUAGCUUUGGUUAGGAGAUUGGAGGCGGAAGGUCUGCCUUCCAAACAAGCCGAGGCGAUAACAGCAGCCAUAACCGAAGUUUUGAAUGACAGCUUGGAAAAUGUGUCUCUUUCGGUUGUUUCCAAGGCUGAGAUGCAGAAAAGUGAAAUGAUUCAAGAAUCCAAUCUGUCCAAGCUCAAAUCAGAUGUUCACAGCUCUCAGGAGAACCAUUUUUCUUUACUGCAACAUGAGACUGAAAAACUUCGGAAUGAUAUAGAGAAGAUGCGCAGUGAAUUGAGAUAUGAAAUUGACAAAGUCACUGCAGGGCAACGAUUGGAUUUGAAUCUUGAAAGAGGGAGAAUACGAGAUGAGCUAACAAAUCAGACUGCUGAAACAUCUAACCUCACUAACAAACUUGAUCGGGAAAUUCAUGCAUUAAAGGCUCAAUUGGAAGCUGCAAAAUAUGACUUGAUAAAAUACUGCAUAGGGACACUUGUUUCCAUAUCUGCUGUUGGUCUAGCUAUUGUUCGUAUGCUAAUGUAAACAUGUAAUGUCAGCAUAACCCCUUCUGGGGGAAAGAAGUAGCUCUCCUUUUUUCUUCUUUUUAAAUGGAAAAUAGCUCAUUUUUUGUGAAGCUAUUGCUUGUACCACUUCGACUUAGCUUGGCAUAGCUCAAGUGAUUAGGAUGGGUGAGAGGGUUUGGGUAGAGACAUCAAGUCUGAGCCUUAUAGCUCUCCUCUUGUAUAACGAAGUAAAAUAAUAUACUGAGGCUGUUGUAUGUUUAAAAUUUUUGAAGAAAUGAAAGAAAAGUUCAAUCUUAUGACUA
Molecule: messenger RNA, 1301 nt
Organism: Theobroma cacao (cacao)
Lineage: Eukaryota; Viridiplantae; Streptophyta; Magnoliopsida; Malvales; Malvaceae
Product: coiled-coil 90B-like protein (DUF1640)
Cellular component (GO): mitochondrion
Source: RefSeq, a predicted model, not a curated record